AUGGAGGGGACAACGCUGAUGGCUGGACAGGAGAAGCCACAGAAGCGGGUGAGGUUCCGUGUGGCUUCGGGGAACAGCGGCCGGGUGCUGAAGGAGAUGUUCAAGGAUGAGGGGCCUUCAGACUCCCUGGAUUCAGACUGCACCAGCAGUUCGGAUGCAGAACGGGCCAGCACCCCCUCUACAAGUGGAGAUGGACACCUGUAUGGAUACCUGGGCUCCGAGCUGGGCGACAGCGAGUGUGAGCCUGAUGAUCUGCUCAUGUACGCAGGGGCCACCAAGGACUGGAUGUUCACCACCAAGAGGGUCAACAUACUCAGUAAAAAUGGCACUGUGAGAGGGGUCAAGCACAAAGUCAGCGCAGGUCAGACGCUGUUUGAAAACCUUCCCACUUCCAACAGUUUAUCUCUUGAAUUUGGGCGGAUAGUGAUCUACACUACGAGUUUCCGUGUGGUGAGGACAACCUUUGAGCGCUGCGAGCUGGUCCGGAAGAUCUUCCAGAACCACAGGGUGAAGUUUGUGGAGAGGAACAUCGCCCUGGACAUUGAGUACGGGAAGGAGUUGGAGGAGCGGUGCAAACGUGUGGGAGAACCUCCUUCAUUACCAGUCGUGUUCAUUGACGGACACUACCUUGGGGGUGCUGAGAAAAUACUAGGCAUGAAUGAAUCAGGAGAGCUUCAAGAUCUUCUGACAAAAAUAGAGAGGGUACAGCAGCCCCAGACGUGCCAGACCUGUGGGGGCUUCGCCUUCAUCCCGUGCCCAAUGUGCCAUGGCAGCAAGAUGUCCGUGUUUCGCAACUGCUUCACGGAUUCCUUCAAAGCCCUCAAGUGCACUUCCUGCAACGAGAACGGCCUGCAGCCCUGCGUGAGCUGCAGCCACUGAGGAUGUUAAGUGCCUGACCCAACAUCCUUACUUCCGUCUCUGGGACUUUAGGCAGGACGUUCAACUGGAC
Messenger RNA from Perca flavescens (yellow perch), 949 nucleotides. It is a transcript of the gene grxcr1a, whose product is annotated as glutaredoxin and cysteine rich domain containing 1 a. Lineage: Eukaryota; Metazoa; Chordata; Actinopteri; Perciformes; Percidae. The record is from RefSeq and is a predicted model, not a curated record. Gene Ontology annotation, biological process: sensory perception of sound. The transcript has 4 exons. The coding region runs from base 1 to 879 and encodes 292 amino acids.